UCCCUCUUGUAUACUGCCACGUCUCUGCCGAGUUACACAAUCACGGAGUUGGCAUGAGAUCGGCUGAAGGGUCGAGAAACUUCAAGCGACCAAAGAAGCGAAAGUAGCUGCAAAUAGCUGCAAAGCAGCACAGCUCUCUUGCCGAUCACUGGCGGUCACAAGCGCGCGCCCGCGAGAAGCCUGUGGCGGUCCCGCGAUGGCUUGGAUGGACGACCUCCAGACCGCCCUCUCCGCCCAUGGCCUCACCGUCGCCUCCAUCCCAGGGAAAGGCCGCGGUCUCGUCACCACCCGUGACUUCUCACCCGGAGAAGUCAUUAUUUGUCAAGAGCCUUAUGCAUCUACACCUAAACAAAUUUCUAGUGGCUCAAGUUGUGAUGGAUGUUUUGCAUCCAACAACCUAAGGAAAUGCUCAGCUUGUCGGGUUGCAUGGUAUUGUGGGAAUGCAUGCCAGAGAUCAGAAUGGAAGUUACAUCAACUAGAAUGCCAAGCUCUUGUGGCUCUUAGUGAGGAAAGAAAGAAAAAGCUCACUCCUACCAUUCGUCUAAUGGUGAGACUGAUGCUAAGGAGAAAAUUGCAAAGUGAGCAGGUUAUUCCAACUACUGCAAUAGAUAACUACAGCUUGGUGGAGGCUUUGGAAUCUCAUAUCUCUGAUGUUGAUAAGGAACAGCUAGUGCUGUAUGCACAGAUGGCUAACCUUGUCAAGUUAGUACUUCCUUCACUGGAGGUCGAUUUAAAGGAGAUCGCAUGCAAUUUUUCGAAGGUGGCAUGUAAUGCUCAUACUAUCUGCGAUAGUGAACUUAGACCCCUGGGGACUGGACUAUAUCCUGUAAUUUCCAUCAUUAACCACAGUUGUUUGCCCAAUUCAGUUUUGGUAUUUGAAGGUCGAGUAGCUUUUGUCCGUGCUGUGGAACCUAUACCUAAGUGUGCUGAGGUCUUGAUAAGUUAUAUAGAGACUGCAGCAACCACUCAGACACGGCAAAAUGAUCUCAAGCAGUAUUUUUUCACCUGCACAUGUUCUUGCUGCACCAAGAAUUCAUAUGAGGAGCUUCGGGAAAAUGCUAUCCUGGAAGGUUAUAGAUGUAAGGACAAGAAAUGCAAUGGAUUCUUGCUUCUUGAGUCAGAUAAAAAAGCUUUUCGGUGCCAGCAAUGUGGCCUUGUUAGGGAUCAACAAGAGAUAGAGAAGAUUGCUAGUGAAGUAGCACAAUUAUCACAAAAAGCUUCUGCUGUUCUGUCCUCUGGCAAUUAUUCUGAAGCAAGUGCUAUAUACAAAACCAUCAAGCAGCUCCAGCUUAAGGUCUGUCACCAAUGUUCAAUCUAUCUGCUGCGAACCCACGAGACCCUGAUAAAGAUCUUGAUGGAGCUAAAAGACUGGAGAGGUGCCUUAACAUAUUGCAGAUUAACAAUUCCAGUUUAUCAAAGAGUCUAUCCAGCAGUUCACCCGAUGCUAGGGCUGCAAUUCUAUGCUUGCGGGAAGCUUGAGUGGGCACUCGAGUGCACUGAGGAUGCUCUCAAAUCAUUCACCAAGGCGAUGGAUGUACUGCGAAUUACUCAUGGGACCAGUACACCUUUUAUGAGAGAUCUAUCAAGGCAGCUUGAGGAGGCCCGCGCUGAAGUUUCUUAUAAGCUCUCAGCCAAUGAUUGAUAACAUCGACAACUAAUUUACUGACUUCCAGAGAUGUUGACAAUAGAAAUCUUCCGAUAUUGUUGAGAAUCCUGGAGUUGCUGCUCACACUACCAGCUAGGGAAGAGAUCUGGGUAAAACAUUGAACCAAACUGUUGAUAUGUCAUGUGUUCAGAAUGUUGCUGUAGUUAGUGGUUGGGGCUUGCUUGCCCCAGAUUUUUAUCUUUUCUUUCUAACUUUGCAUAAAUACUGAAUUAUUGAAAUAUGUAUUACUGUUUCUUUUUUUAUGUAUUCUUAAAUAUUAUGCGUUGGGAGUAAAUAAAAACGUUUUGUCAUGUGAAAG
Elaeis guineensis (African oil palm) is the source of this 1964-nucleotide messenger RNA. Its product is annotated as histone-lysine N-methyltransferase ASHR1. Lineage: Eukaryota; Viridiplantae; Streptophyta; Magnoliopsida; Arecales; Arecaceae. The record is from RefSeq and is a predicted model, not a curated record. Gene Ontology annotation, cellular component: nucleus. Gene Ontology annotation, molecular function: protein binding.